AAGUGCCCUGGAACUUUUCUUCCAGAUUGAAUUCAUUCCUGGCAUGCUAACCGCCAAAGGCGACCCUCUUUAUCAUAUCUAUAUCUAUAUAUAUUAAUAUUCAUAUUUAUAUAUAGUCAGCAUCAUCGUACUUAGAUAGAUCGAGGCCGGGAAUGCGAAAGCGAUCAGGCAACGUGAAAAUGGAGAACGAGGAGAGGGUAAGAAGAGAGAACAAAUACAGAGGGAUUCGAAGACGGCCGUGGGGGAAGUACGCGGCGGAGAUACGCGAUCCCAACCGGAACGGAGCUCGUCUUUGGCUUGGCACGUUCGACACGGCGGAGGACGCGGCGCGUGCGUACGAUCGUGCGGCGUAUGCGUUCAGGGGCCACCAGGCCAUUCUUAACUUCCCCAACGAUGGCCAUUACGCUAGCGGUGGUAAUGUAGUGGCGGCGGCUCCGGGACCAAGCUCCUCUGGGUCUUACUCCACGCCACCGCCGCCAUCGUCCCCGCCGCCUUCUUCUUCUUCUUCAGUUUAUGUGCCUUCAUUCUCAACGUCCGAGGAUAAGAUUAUUGAAUUUGAGUACUUGGAUAACAAUCUGCUUGAGGAUCUGCUUGGGUCACAAGUCAACAAAAGAUCAAAGCGAUGAAGCUUAGCUCCUUAUUGUGUUGUAAAUUCCAAGCAUGUAUUAAUACAUGUGAAACUUUCAGUAUUAUGGCAUUAUUAUCCCACAAGAACGUCUGUACCCAUGCAUGUAUACAUGCAUGAAGUUUUCACUAUUAUAUUCAAUCAUUUUACAAUUUGGUUUU
Messenger RNA from Ipomoea nil (Japanese morning glory), 786 nucleotides. RefSeq names its product ethylene-responsive transcription factor ERF098-like. The transcript is spliced from 2 exons. Lineage: Eukaryota; Viridiplantae; Streptophyta; Magnoliopsida; Solanales; Convolvulaceae. The record is from RefSeq and is a predicted model, not a curated record. Gene Ontology annotation, biological process: regulation of DNA-templated transcription; ethylene-activated signaling pathway. Gene Ontology annotation, molecular function: DNA-binding transcription factor activity; DNA binding. The coding region runs from base 153 to 626 and encodes 157 amino acids.